CUAGCCUUACGCAUUAUACCUUGCCCCCUGGGCCAGGGGCGGACUGACCAUUUGGAAACUUGGGCACUGCCUGAGGGCCUGGGGUCAGUAGGGGGUCCCAUGAGAUGCCCCUGGUACCUUUUUCAUAGGCUUUUUUGAGUUUGGGCAUGGACACAGGGGCCCCAUGAUCCCCUAUUGCCUGGGGGCCCCAUGAGUUGUCAGUCCGCCCCUGCUCCUGGCCCUUUAUUUCAUAACCAGAUCACCACCUGAGGUUUGUUAAGGCACUGCAAGCUCCUGUUUUCUCAUUGCUC
Staurois parvus is the source of this 290-nucleotide messenger RNA. Lineage: Eukaryota; Metazoa; Chordata; Amphibia; Anura; Ranidae. The record is from the annotation of a GenBank genome assembly.